Molecule: messenger RNA, 734 nt
Organism: Neolamprologus brichardi
Lineage: Eukaryota; Metazoa; Chordata; Actinopteri; Cichliformes; Cichlidae
Source: RefSeq, a predicted model, not a curated record
GAAGUGAGUAUCUCCUGGUCCCGUAACUAAAGCACUGCUCGGUGUCAGAGAUGGCUCUCAAAGCCGCGGUUCUUGUGCUGUUUUCGGCCGUGCUGUCCGAGGUGUCGGCCGGAGUAUUUUUUAAGCAGAAGGAGCCGUGCUAUGUCCCCUCACUGAAGAGAGGCGGCUUUGGACUGCGGACCGUACCUCGUCCUCACGAGUAUUUGAACAUUUCUGAUCUGCCGAAGUCGUGGGACUGGAGGAACAUCAAUGGCACCAACUACGCCAGCACUACUCGCAACCAGCACAUUCCCCAGUACUGUGGGUCCUGCUGGGCACAUGGCAGCACCAGUGCGAUGGCAGAUCGAAUCAACAUUAAGCGGAAAGGAGCGUGGCCAUCUGCCUACCUGUCUGUCCAGAAUGUGAUCGACUGCGGUAAUGCCGGCUCGUGCCAUGGAGGACACCACGCCGGGGUUUGGGAAUAUGCUAAUAAUCACGGGAUCCCAGAUGAGACCUGUAAUAACUACCAGGCUAAAGACCAGAAGUGCAAUAAAUUCAACCAAUGUGGCACCUGCACCACUUUUGGAGUGUGCAAUAUUGUGAGUAACUACACUCUGUGGAAGGUGGGAGAUUACGGAUCCGUCAGUGGGAGAGAGAAGAUGAUGGCAGAGAUUUACGCUAAUGGGCCGAUCAGGUUUGCAGCUUUUUCAUACGUUUAUAAAACAGUCCAUUCUGGUUGCUUUGUUUUACUUGAU